CGACGAAUCCAAAUCCAAAUCAAGAUAAAGAUUUUUGAUAAAAGAUUCUCUGUGAAGAGUUUUAUAUCAAAUAGUUAAUGGUGCUUAUUUGAAAUAUCAUGGCAACAUUUUAAGAAAUUAGAAAAAAAUGUUUAUAGUCCUUUGUAACUCCGAAUGUUAAUCUAUGAAUUAUGAAAUAUGCGAUAUUGUAGAAUUUUAGUCGCAGAAGGGAGUCGAUAUAAGAAUUAAUCCACACUUAAGUACACGUCCAUUUCUUAUAUUAACAUCUCAAAAAUAUUGACACGUAAAAAUAAAAAUUUCCAGGUAGAAGGAUUCUGUAUCAAGUGGAAAAUCCACCACCGUUCUUAAGACAAAACGAGUUUCAAGGGCAAACAUUAGUUUGAGAAACCAAAUAUCCACAGAGGUUUUUAAAUAUAAAUAUUCUGGAAAAAAUCAUCAUAAUUACAUCUUUUUACUAAAAUUGUAUAAUACAUAAGUCAUAGAAAGCAUUAGGUAACACCAAAAAUAAUUUCCACAAAGGUUGAAGGAGUUGUCCGUGAAAAGAAUAAUCCUUUUGUUACUUAAAAAAAAAUUAAGCUACCAAAAACAAAAAAGUAGGAGGUUACAGGUAAAAUUUGACCUCAUUGUUUCACAGAUAAAACUAAAAUUAGAUUAAAUAAAAAUUUAGAUCAAAGGAUUACGUGAUACGAUCAUGCACAGGUAGUCGACUAUGACAAAAGCAAGUUCUUGGAAAAUCACAAAAAUACGAAAAACAUGACGAGCCAAAGGAUUAAGCCGAACGCAGUUAAAUCGCCUUCACUCAACCUCGUUACCUGUGCCUACCUGCAAUGUGUGCCAAAUGACUGAGAAUCACCUAUAAAAGAAGCGACAAUCAUUUCGAAGAUGUAGUAUCACUUCUACUUCGAUAGAGUCACAUUCCACACGAUCAACUAAAAAGUCUUCUAAUAUCUGCUAUAAUAACUCCACCGAAUACUAUAUAAAGGCGGUUGUUUUCUAAAACAUAAAUCUCAAGGAAAAAAUACUAAACAACUUUUCGUCUAAAAACUCACAACGAACGAAACAUUUAAAAAAUGAACAAUUUAGAGAAACAAUCCAAAAACAAAAACACCGGACAAAGCUUCCAGAAACUAGUUGACUGGGUGCAAGAAGAGCAUAAACCUUUGGCUACAAAGCUAAAACUGAAUUAUUUACAGCUAAAACAAACAUUAGUAAAGAUCGCUACAAAUAAACUAAUACGACAGAAAGAAGACAUAACGAAACAAAUUGACGAGCUAUUAAAGCAACAAGAAGAACUCGAACAAAAAGUAGAAGAACUUAUUAAACGGGAAGAGUUAGAAAAUCUUUUAGGAAAAGAACUACAAAAAGAUCUCAAACUUAACAAGAUCGAACGUUAUAAUAACGUGAUGCUGCCAAAAACCUUGCCACCAUUAGAUCAGUACAUAAAACUCAAUUUACCAGAAGUCAAGUUCGUGAAACGUUUACGUCGCUUUCGGCAUAUCUUGACACGAAAAUUUUUGCGUCACUAUGGUUACCCAGUGGCAAGUUACUUCGAUGACGGCUCUGUGUUGAUAUAUAAGCACUCGUUUAAGCCACGAAACCGCUCAGAAUAUUGGGGCCUGAAUUUGGAGGAACGUGUUUGCGAACGAUGCGAUCAAUCCUUUUACGUGAGCGAAUCUGGAGAAUAUUUAAUCAAAGAAAGAUGUGCCUUCCAUUGGGGGAGAUUUAAAGAGAAAUUCACAUGCUGCGGGGGUAAGAGAAACUCAGAGGGCUGCGAGCGUAAUAAGCUGCACGUGUGGAAUGGGAUUAUUGAUGGGGAAAACGGACCCUAUGAUGAUUUUCUGUACACACAACCACGCUCCGAUAAAUCGAAUGAUGAAGCCAAAGUGUACGCUUUGGAUUGUGAAAUGUGUUACACUGGACGUGGACUCGAAGUGGCCAAAGUAUCGUUAGUUGGUUACGAUGGUCAAGUGGUGUACGACCAUUUUGUGAAGCCGACAUGUGAAGUUGUCGAUUAUUGUACACGCUUCUCAGGCGUAACCGCCAAAGAUUUAUGUAAAAAGCAAAACAAAAAUUUGAAGACCUUUGCCGAAGUUCAAAAGGAUUUGCUGGAACUUAUCGAUGCCGAUACCAUACUCAUAGGUCAUAGCAUGGAGAACGAUUUGCGUGUGCUGAAGAUUGUUCAUAAAAAGGUAGUCGACACUGCACACGAGUUCCCACACCCAUUAGGCUUUCCAUAUCGUCAUUCGCUUAAGAAUCUGACUAAGAAAUACUUAAAGCGCGAUAUACAAUGUGGCAACAACGGUCACGACAGUGUGGAAGACUCUCGUGCCUGUUUGGAGUUGGUGAUGUGGAAGGUGCGUAACAGGAUCCCUCCAAAGCGGCCGGUCAGAUGGAUAAGAUAAAUAUUUUAUAUUAAAAAAAUUAAUUAUUUGCACAAAAAAAAAACAAAAAAAAGGAAAAAUUAUAAAAAUAAAAAAAAAAAAUAAACAGUUGAUGUAAUUUGUAAGCGUAUAAA
Molecule: messenger RNA, 2515 nt
Organism: Bactrocera dorsalis (oriental fruit fly)
Lineage: Eukaryota; Metazoa; Arthropoda; Insecta; Diptera; Tephritidae
Product: putative exonuclease GOR
Exons: 1
Coding region: 1071-2402 (443 amino acids)
Cellular component (GO): nucleus
Molecular function (GO): nucleic acid binding; exonuclease activity
Source: RefSeq, a predicted model, not a curated record